Molecule: messenger RNA, 747 nt
Organism: Arctia plantaginis
Lineage: Eukaryota; Metazoa; Arthropoda; Insecta; Lepidoptera; Erebidae
Source: the annotation of a GenBank genome assembly
AUGAAUCGUAGGUAUCGUGGAUUAGCGCUAAUAUUUAAUCACGAAAAUUUUGAUAACGGAUACCCUUCAAAGCGUCGUGGAACAAAGCAAGAUAGAGAUAGACUACAAACUAUUUUAAAAAACUUAGGAUUUAAAGUUGAAGUGAAAAAUGAGAUGACUUAUGAGGAGAUUUUUAAUAUUAUUCAAGCCGUAUCAAAAAUGAAUCAUUCUCACAAUGACUGCCUACUUAUUACUGUUUUAACUCACGGUGAACUUGGAAUGUUACACGCAAAAGACACGAUUUAUAAAUUAAGAAACCUCUGGGAACCAUUCACUGACAAGAAUUGUCCUACACUUGCUGGAAAGCCAAAGAUUUUUUUUAUUCAAGCCUGUCGCGGUGUUAAAUAUGAUAAUGGAAUCACUUUGAAAACUGAUGGAUCUUCUGCAUUGACUGAAAAUCCAACUCAUCCCGACUUUGUUUUUGCUUUUUCUACAGUACCUGGUUAUUACUCUUGGAGGAAUAGCAGUAACGGUUCCUGGUUUAUUCAAGCUCUAUGUGACAUACUGGUUGAUUGUGCGAUUGAUACCGAUAUCUUGAAAAUGCUCACGUAUGUUUUACAUAAAGUUGCUUUAGACUUUGAAUCUUAUACACCUAACGACUUGGAAAGUCACAAAAAAAAGGAGAUGCCUAGUAUUCAUAGCACACUUACUCGACUCUUAAUUUUUAACAAUAUGAAAAAGAGGAACGACUGCUGUAAUCAGUCGUGA